Molecule: messenger RNA, 1335 nt
Organism: Aspergillus tanneri
Lineage: Eukaryota; Fungi; Ascomycota; Eurotiomycetes; Eurotiales; Aspergillaceae
Gene: ERG27
Product: 3-keto-steroid reductase
Exons: 2
Coding region: 1-1335 (444 amino acids)
Biological process (GO): ergosterol biosynthetic process
Cellular component (GO): mitochondrial outer membrane; lipid droplet; endoplasmic reticulum membrane
Molecular function (GO): 3-beta-hydroxysteroid 3-dehydrogenase (NADP+) activity
Source: RefSeq, a predicted model, not a curated record
AUGGCCGAUAAGGCAGCCAAGCAGGACCAGACUGUCAUCCUGGUCACCGGUGCCAACAGUGGUCUCGGUUUUUCGAUCUGUUGUCGCUUAGCGGACGAGUUCCUGAACGCUUCUCAGAGUACCGCCCACCAGUUCUUGACCAUCAUCUUCACCACUCGGAGUAUCCGAAAAGGGGAAGACACUCUCCAUCGCCUGAAAGACCAUCUACGGAGUACCUGGACCUAUUCGGCUGCGGCAACACGAGUGACCUUUGUCCCCGAGAAUGUCGACCUGUCCAAUCUCCUCUCCGUUCGGGCCCUCUCUCACCGACUGCAGCAAACAUACUCCAAGCUAGACGCCAUCCUACUUAAUGCCGGUGUGGGCGGCUGGACGGGCAUCGACUGGUUCAGAGCCAUCUGGGAUAUCUGCACCGACCCUGUGCAUGCGGUUACCUGGCCGGCAUACAAGCUCGCACCCGCCGGCGUGGUGACCGAUCCUCAAACCGCGCAGACGGAGCAAGAGCCCCGAUUGGGGGCUGUCUUCUGCGCCAAUGUCUUUGGUCACUACAUGCUCGCACACAAUGUUAUGCCGCUACUGAGACGGUCAGACCACCCCGGUCGAGUCAUCUGGGUGUCCAGCAUCGAGGCAACAUUGAAGUUCUUCGAUGUCGACGACUUCCAGGGCCUGCGCACCAUAACUCCCUACGAGUCCUCCAAAGCAUUAACCGAUAUCCUGGCUCUGACGGCCGACCUCCCUAGUUCCGCCCCCUGGGUUAAGAGUUUCUACGGAAUUGAUGACAACGUCCCAAACAAUAAAGACAACGACAACGAUAACGACCACCCCCUUCUCUCCACCCCGAACAUGUACCUCACGCACCCCGGAAUCUGUGGCACCAGUAUCCUUCCUCUCCCACUACCGCUGUUUUACCUGAUGCUCUCGGCAUUCUGGCUUGCCCGCCUGCUUGGUUCCCCCUGGCAUACCCUCUCCACGUAUAUGGGUGCUUGUGCCCCGGUCUGGCUCGCCCUAGCUACACAGUCCGGCUUGGAUGAGGCGGAGUCGCCGUACCGACGUCAUGGCGGGGGACGAGCGAAAUGGGGAUCAUCCUGCGGACUCUUUGGGCCUGAUCGUCCUGCGUCCACCGAGGUUGAUGGAUGGGGCCACGGCGGGGUCGUUGGACCUGCCGUGGUGGAUGAAGACCGAACUCGUCGUCGGAAGAGAGGCGCGCAGGAUCUCACAGCGGAAGAGAAGGUGAAUUUUGAGGAACUGGGUCGCAAAUGUUGGCAGCAAAUGGAGGAGUUGCGGCUCCAAUGGGAUCUGCUUCUCGAUCAGGCGGAAGAGCAGUCUGGUUCUAAUUAA